AUGGAUGAAUGUAUUAAUAAACUUGUAAUUUGUUCUAAAAAACCAAAAAAACGAGCAAAGACUUUAUGCACAGUUUUUAGAAAAUUAUUUUUACCAAACACCACAUACAAGCUAAAAGAUAAGAAUGUAAGCGUUAGAAGAUAUAAAUCUUUAGGAGAAGAUUUAAAAAUGAGUCAUUUUAUUGUAACAGCUGAUAAUUAUAUUAAAAUUGGACAGAGACCAAAUGGGCCUACUUUUACUUUUAGUAUCGAAGAAUUUGAGGAAAAAAUGAAAAUUUUUAGUAACGCUAUUUAUUCUACAGACCCACUUAUUACGAUCACCGGGGAAAGUAAAUACAAUGAUUUCUUUACAAAUCUUAGUCAUCCAAACAAUACACCAGAAAGAAAUAUAAAUUUUCAUUUUGAAAAUGAUUUUAUACAAAUAAGACACUAUAAAAUAGAAACAGUAGAAGAAGAAAACAUUAAAGUCGGACUUACAGAGAUAGGUCCUCGUCUUACACUUAGAAUUAAGAAAAUUGAAGAGGAUUUUUUUCCAAUAUAA
Molecule: messenger RNA, 540 nt
Organism: Vairimorpha ceranae
Lineage: Eukaryota; Fungi; Microsporidia; Nosematidae
Product: brix domain protein
Exons: 1
Coding region: 1-540 (179 amino acids)
Biological process (GO): rRNA processing
Molecular function (GO): rRNA binding
Source: RefSeq, a predicted model, not a curated record